Molecule: messenger RNA, 1731 nt
Organism: Xenopus laevis (African clawed frog)
Lineage: Eukaryota; Metazoa; Chordata; Amphibia; Anura; Pipidae
Gene: rap1a.S
Product: RAP1A, member of RAS oncogene family S homeolog
Biological process (GO): signal transduction; Rap protein signal transduction
Cellular component (GO): membrane
Molecular function (GO): GTP binding; G protein activity; GTPase activity
Source: RefSeq, marked provisional
CCUCCCUUUACACCAUCCUGCAAGCUGUGCGCGUGCCCGCUCCUAGUUAGGCGUGUCCCCGUGUGGCUUUGCGGGCAGCUGUUAGGGCUAUUUUUUUGUUUUAUUUUUUUCCGCGUCGUUUUGGUGUUGCUAAUUUGUUUUUCCAACGAAGAAAGAGGGGGGUUCUCCGCAAAGAAAAAAAAGAAGAAUCUGAGUGAACGUCGGGGUAUUUUGAGGGCUCCUAGUGGGAAAGAAGUGAAGUUGUCGAUAAAGGAGACACAUGCAGAUAGCCUGCUUCACUGUAACCAUUAUGCUCAUUGAACAGAAGUAGGUGUACAGUCAUUGGAACAGGGCUUGAGGGACGCGAUCUGGCACCUGUAAAGCAAAAAAAUAAGACAUCAAUCACAUUUAGCAGUUGAAGACCAGUAAUACUGGAGAAACUCUAUACAUGCUCAGGAAAGCAGACUGCACUGUUGUGAAACAAAAAUAAUCCCAUUAUGCGCGAGUACAAGCUCGUGGUCCUUGGCUCAGGAGGUGUUGGAAAGUCUGCUUUGACAGUACAGUUUGUUCAAGGAAUUUUUGUGGAAAAGUAUGACCCAACAAUAGAAGAUUCUUACAGAAAGCAAGUGGAAGUGGAAGGACAACAAUGUAUGCUUGAAAUUCUUGACACAGCUGGAACAGAACAGUUUACAGCAAUGAGAGAUUUAUACAUGAAGAAUGGUCAGGGUUUUGCACUAGUGUAUUCAAUCACAGCACAGUCCACAUUUAAUGACUUGCAGGACUUGAGGGAGCAGAUACUGCGAGUUAAAGACACAGAAGAUGUACCAAUGAUUCUUGUAGGCAAUAAAUGUGAUUUGGAAGAUGAAAGAGUAGUUGGCAAGGAGCUGGGACACAAUCUAGCCAGACAGUGGAACAACUGUGCCUUUUUAGAAUCUUCAGCCAAGUCUAAGAUCAAUGUAAAUGAGAUCUUUUAUGACUUGGUAAGGCAAAUAAAUAGGAAAACUCCAGUGGAAAAGAAGAAACCAUCAAAGAAACCAAAAUGUCUGCUGCUUUAGGACCUCUUCAAACAGCAGCUCUGAGCCAGGUUAUAGGAAUGAAGAACUGUUGCCUAGUUGGAAAGUGCCAGCAUUCCAAAAAAUAAAAAAUUCCCACCAUAAAUGAACAUAUCUGAAGAGGCUUCUCUUGUAUUAUGUAUGAUGUGAAGAACUUAUAUCUAUUAUACUAUUUGCACAAGGUUCCAUGAAAAUGAAUUUUACCCUAAAACUAGACGCCCAUUGUGGCAAUGCUUCCUGAAAUGGUUAUUACACACGCGCGAAUGAAUGACUUGACUCUUAAAUAAUUACACUCAAGAGCAUGAAUGCAUUUUAAAUGUUAUAGUGCAAGACUAAUAAAUGCCUCAAGCACUAAAAUAAUCCAACAUUUAUAUUUUUCUUUAUAUAUAUAUAUAUAUAUAUAUAUAUAUAUAUAUAUAUAUAUAUAUAUAUAAAAUAAAUAUAAAAUAAAUAUAAAUAUAUAUAUCUAUAUAUCAUUAUUGUCAUCAUGCCAUUAUAAUCUAAUUAAGAAAACAUUUUUAUGCAUAAUGCUUUGGCAGGAGUGGGGGGUAGUCUUUUAUAGGAUAACAUAUUUCUAUGAAUUUCAGAGCUGAAAUAGAUAAUAUACUAAAACAACUCUAAUAUUGCUUCUUGUGUUUUAUUGUAACAAAUUAAAUUACAUCUUUUAUGAAAUAUUAAAUUUUUAGUACAUUUUCAUUUA